AUGCGCGCUCAGAUGUGGGCUCAAUCACACCCCCUCCCCACUCCGGCGCUGGCUGCAGUUGGCACGCCAACGGACGACAGCCCCUUUCUCACUCACCGCCCACCCACUAGCUUCCGCUCCCCGCACUCGGCCAUCAAGGGCAAACACAAGCUCUCCCCCUCCCCAUCCCCUCGCCACCACGGCUUUGACCUAUCUCCUCGCUUGCCACUGCACGAGCAGACGCCAAAUCGGCAUAGUGGCAGCGACAACUCGUCUUCACCUUCCCUCGGCGAUUCUCCCACACCAGGUUUCAUGUCUUCGCGCAAGAUGCGGAUGCCAGACCCACCCGACAGCCCCAUACGCGGUGUCCCAGGUUGCAUGCGCUCGCUCGCCGCCUCUCGCUCUCUUUCCUCAGUUGCCGGCCCCCCCAAGGACCAGAGCAGCAGUGGCGACGACUUGUUCUCCCCCAAUAUGGACCGCAUCCAGCCUUCCAAGUCGCUGUUUAUCGACAGAGGAUCGUCGCCUACUUUUGGCAAGCAUGUGACGACUGUUCCAGCCCCUCCAUUAUUCCAGGCGAUCCGCGCAUCACAGUCGGGCGAUCUCAACCCAAGAAGCUUGCGCCGAUCAAAUCUCCCACGCGUGACGACAAGCGUCCGGGCCCAGAAGCUCAACAGCCUGUCUUCUCAGAAGAAGGCAGUCUCUCUCGGCGAUAUGCAGACUGACAAGCUCGGCAACGAAGGGUUUGAGUCUGCCUACCUCCUCGGCCGCAAGCCCCGAUCCUCAAUGCCAAACACCACGGGCCGUGGCACCUCCCAUCGUCGCGAGACGUCCAUUGCGCGUUCCAUUGGGCAAAAAUCUGGCCUCGCGCUCCCGCUACACUCGCCCAAGCCAAGGCGAUCAGAGCUUGGAUCCAACUCGUCUCUCUCAUCCAUCGCGAGCAACGGCCUGACUCCACCGAUGGCCGAGGAGCCGGUAUUCGAGACGAGCAAACACAAUUUUGACAACGUCAAGCCCAACCCCGAGAUCUUUGACGCGGCCGUAGGCAUCAAGCAGAGGUUCAAGGGCCGCGACUCGACCAGCUCCAACGAAGGUGACCGCUCAAUCUGCCCGCCGUCAGUACUCCGCCUCGGCACGAUUCCAGGUCCCAGCGUCAAGAGAGCACGAUCACUUGGUCACCGCCCAACAGGACUGGGCAUCGACGUGCCGAGCGACUCACUGGCCAGCAAGUAUGACUUUGUUGUCGACCGUGUGUCGAGCUUUGCGUUCCACACGGACGAGAAGCCCAUUAUGCCCAACACGCCCGUGAAGCGACACGCUUUUGGCCACUCACACCCGCGCUCCUCCGGUCGCAUCGCCAUGUCCGUUUCGCAGCCAUCUCUGGGUUCGGGCUUGGACUCUGGUCAUGUCUUUGCCCCGAAGCUGGCCCUUCACCCGCAGUCGACUCGCAAGACUCUCCCUUCAAUGCGCAAGCUCAGCGCCGACGUCCCGCACUUAACCGUCACCACGACGUCGUCUCCCGACAGCCUCAUGGACGAUUCCUCCAGCCCGACCAUGAACCUCGGCUCGAGCAAGCGCCUAGGCACCGGUGCCGGCAGCAUGAGCCUCCUACGCACGAAUAGCUCGUCAACAACGGAGAUCAGUGAGGACGAGAUUACGCCGACCAAGGGCGGCGGCUCGGCAACCGUCUUAGCUGCCGCCUCAAGCCUCAAGACCCCCACGCCAAGCCCUGGCCGCCCUACCAACCUCUCGCGCUCGCUCAACGCCCUUAGCAGUGUCGCAGUUCCACGUCUCUCACUCCCGGUUGCGGACAAGCAGUUGACCAAGGCCGAGCGGAGACGCGCACAUAGACAGUCCAUGCCACUUGGGCCCAUUGAGCUGCCAGAGGAAGAGCAGGACAUCUUUGACUCCCGAUUCAUCCCACAUGGACAGAUCGGACGAGGUGCCUUCUCAACCGUCCUCAAGGCCGAGGCGCGUGAUGGCUCGGGUACUUUUGCAGUCAAGAUUACCCGUGGCGUAUUUGAUGGUGUCAAGGACCGUCUCCGACACCUUGAGGAAGUCGACAUUCUCCGCCACCUGUCCAAGAACCUUAACGACCACGUCCUCAAGUUUGUCGACGCCUGGGAGCAGAACAGACAGUUGUACAUCCAAACCGAGGAGUGCGCGGGAUCUCUUGCCGCGUUCCUCGAGAUCUUUGGCCAGCAAAACGAGCACCUUCACGAGAGCUACAUCUGGAAGAUUGCACGCGAUAUCGGCGACGGCAUCCGCCACAUGCACGACAACGGGGUCGUCCAUUUUGAUCUCAAGCCCGCCAACAUCCUCGUCUCGGCCGACCGCUGCCUCAAGAUUGCCGACUUUGGCUUUGCCACGCGCUGGCCGCGUAUCUCUCCCGCCGAGAUUGUGGCAGGCUCCCAGCUUGGAGGCUCCAUAGGCGAAGUCAGGCAAGAGAAGCUCCACCGCGAGGGCGACCAUACGUACAUGCCUCCCGAAAUGCUCAAGGGCAAGUUCGUCAAGCCAGCGGAUAUCUACAGCUUCGGUCUCAUCCUCCUCGAGACGGCCAUGAACAUUUAUCUCCCGUCGGGUGGGGAGAGCUGGACCGCCCUCCGCAACGACAACUUUGGUUUCCUCAACCUGUCCAUGUUCAGCCCCCAGCUGGCCGACUUCAUCUUCACCCUCCUCAACUCGGACCCUGACCAGCGACCGAACAUUCACCAGAUCAUGGCCCACCCCGUCAUCCAGCGCUCCUGGAACGGUGGGCCUGCUCUCAACCCCGGGCCCCAGGGCUGGCUAAACUCGAUCCUCACGGGCUCGCCAAUGCCCCUCCCGUCAUCUACAACAACCCCGCCGGCCGGGCUCGAUGGCGAGGGCGAUGUGAUCAUGGGCGACGCCUAG
Messenger RNA from Cutaneotrichosporon cavernicola, 2868 nucleotides. RefSeq lists its product as uncharacterized. Gene Ontology annotation, cellular component: cytoplasm; nucleus. The coding region runs from base 1 to 2868 and encodes 955 amino acids. The record is from RefSeq and is a predicted model, not a curated record. The transcript has 3 exons. Gene Ontology annotation, molecular function: ATP binding; protein tyrosine kinase activity. NCBI's taxonomy places the organism in Eukaryota, Fungi, Basidiomycota, Tremellomycetes, Trichosporonales, Trichosporonaceae. Gene Ontology annotation, biological process: protein phosphorylation; negative regulation of G2/MI transition of meiotic cell cycle.